AUGAUUUCAGAUAGCAGCAGCAGCACUCAGCCUCUCCUCCUCCUCCUUCUAGGUGACAGUGUGACCAUCGGAGACAUCUCCUACAAACUCAAAACCCCUCGGAACCCGGAACUAGUUCCCCUCAAAUAUCUUUCAGACUCGCUGCCACAAGCCGUGGCUCAGCACCUCCGCUGGAUCAUGCAGAAGGACCUUUUGGGCCAAGAUGUGUUCCUCAUCGGACCCCCAGGACCCCUUAGAAGAUCCAUAGCCAUGCAGUACCUGGAGUUGACCAAACGUGAGGCGGAGUACGUGGCGCUGUCCAGGGACACCACAGAGACGGACCUGAAGCAGAGGAGAGAGAUCCGAUCAGGAACGGCCUUCUACAUCGACCAGUGUGCCGUCAGAGCAGCAACACAAGGCCGGGUUCUGGUCCUGGAGGGGCUGGAGAAAGCGGAGAGAAACGUCCUCCCCGUCCUCAACAACCUGCUGGAGAACAGAGAGAUGCAGCUGGAGGAUGGCCGCUUCCUGAUGUCAGCGGAGCGCUACGACAAGCUGCUGCAGGAGCAUACCAAGGAGGAGCUGGACAGCUGGAAGAUCGUCCGGGUGAGCGAGGACUUCCGGGUCAUCGCUCUGGGUCUGCCGGUUCCUAAAUAUAAGGGCAACCCCCUGGAUCCUCCUCUCCGCUCGCGCUUCCAGGCCAGAGACGUCUAUUACCUGCCCUUCAAGGACCAGCUGGAGCUGCUGUACUCAGCGGGGCCAAACGUUGCUGCUGAAAGGGUUUCCCAGCUCCUGUCCCUCGCUACGACCCUGUGCUCCCAGGAAUCUUCCGGUCUGGGCCUUCCUGAUUUCCCAGUGGAUAACCUGCCUGCUGCGCUCCAUGUUCUGAACACGUUCCCCAUGCUGUCCUCUCAGCAGCUUGUCCAGAGACUUUAUCCCUACAAGAGCAUCCUGGGAAAAGAUGGACACACGGCUGUGGAGAGCGUGCUGAGUCGCUUCGAGCUGUCAGACGGCCGCCGUCAGGCAGCGCCCAGCAGCGUUCUGAGCGUUUCCACAUCCAGGGAAAGCGAAGGCCAGGCCGACGUCACCGUGCAGAGCGCCGGUGAAGAAGUCACCUUUCAGCGAAGCACAGACUUUUAUCAUCUCUUCUGUAUUUUUGUUGCUUUAAUUUUAAAUGUUCCUUCCUGGUUUAUCCAACCUCUUUGUUGUCUCAUCCAGGACAUGACAGCCAGGGACCUUCUGCAGCAGAGGUACACCCUCCCCAAUGGAGACACAGCCUGGAGGCCGUCUCCUCUGGUCACUGCUGCCCUGGAGGGCAAGCUGCUGCUCCUGGACGGCAUCCACAGGGUUAACCUGGGAACCCUGGCCGUGCUCUCCAGGUUGCUCCAUGACAGGGAGCUGGACCUUUACGACGGGACCAGGCUGCUGAGGUGGGACAGAUACCAGGCGCUGAAGGAGCAGCUGCAGCUUAGCGACCAGCAGAUGCAAGAAAGGUCCAUCCUCCCCAUCCACCGGGCGUUCAGGGUGCUGGCCCUGGCAGAGCCCCCUGUGGUUGGUGGGGGCUCCGGCAGCAGCAGGGGCCAGCAGCAGUGGCUGGGCCCCGAGCUGCUCACCAUGUUCCUCUAUCACACCGUGUCUCCUCUGGCCAGAGCAGAGGAGGCGGGCCUCAUUCAGGGCCUGGCUCCCAGUGUUCCGAUGGAGGCAGCGGAGCAGCUGCUUCAGCUCACACACAGCCUUCGUCAGACCAAUGACCCCACCGCGCAGUCUCUGGCCUCCUCCCUCUCCACCAGACAGCUCCUGAGGAUCUGCCGCCGUCUGUCGCGGUACCCCGAGGAGAGCAUCGCUCACGCCGUCAAUAAGGCUUGUCUCUCCAGGUUCCUGCCCAGCUUGGCUCGCGCCUCCUUGGAAAAGGCCCUCGCUAGCAGCUCUGUGCAGGACCCUCCAGAUCCUGCUGAACAACCGCGGGACCACAGCUGUGUGGUUCAGGACGGUGUGUUAACCAUCGGCAAGGUGUCCGCUCCCGUCUACAACCCCGACCAGAAGAUGAAGGUUCCAGACGUGCUCUUCUAUGACAACCCUCAGCACAUGAUGGUGAUGGAGGACAUGCUGAAAGACUUCCUGCUGGGAGAACACCUCCUCUUGGUGGGCAACCAGGGUGUUGGUAAAAACAAGAUAGUGGACCGAUUCCUGCAUCUUCUCAACAGGCCCAGGGAAUACCUGCAGCUCCACAGGGACACGACGGUGCAGACCUUGACCCUGCAGCCCUCCGUGCGGGACGGCAUCAUUACGUACGAGGACUCGCCUCUGGUGAAGGCGGUGAAGCACGGUCACAUCCUCGUGAUCGACGAGGCCGACAAAGCUCCCACCAACGUCACCUGCAUCCUUAAAACGCUGGUGGAGAGCGGCGAGAUGAUCCUGGCUGACGGGCGGCGGAUCGUCUCCGAUCCACUCGAAGCCAAGGGGAGGCCCAACAUCAUCGUGAUGCACCCAGACUUCAGGAUGCUGGUCCUGGCCAACCGACCGGGCUUUCCCUUCCUGGGGAAUGACUUUUUCGGAGCGCUAGGUGAUAUCUUCAGCUGCCACGCCGUGGACAACCCCAAGCCCCAGGCGGAGCUGGCCAUGCUCAGACAGUACGGCCCCGACGUCCCAGAAGCCACUCUGCAGAAACUGGUGGCCGCAUUCGGAGAGCUGCGGUCCAUGGCUGACCAGGGCACCAUCACCUACCCCUACUCCACCCGGGAGGUGGUCAACAUUGUUAGACACCUGCAGAGGUUUCCCAACGAGGGUCUUGCCAACGUGGUGAGGAACGUCUUCGACUUCGACUCGUACAAUAAGGACACGCGGGAGGUUUUGAUCGAGGCUCUGCACAAGCAUGGAAUCCCCAUCGGGGCCAAGCCAACCUCGGUCCAUCUGGCUAAGGAGUUACCGCUGCCGGAGGUCAGGAUGACGGGAUACUGGACCUUAAACCAAGGUGGCAACACUCGCCGUAAACUGCUCUGUCCCACUGAGACACGCGCAGUAGACGUCAAGGGGCCAGCGUUCCUGCGGGUCCAGAGUUAUCCCUGCCAUCGGCAGGAAAGCAGAGCUCUGAGUUUCACCGAGGAGAAAGCUCACUGGCAGAUUCCCAUGAACGAAGUCAACAUCAUCUGCGACGCCAUCAGCUCAGACGACACGCUGUACGUGGCCAUGUGUAACCCCGUGUCCCUGUACUCCAUGACGGAGCGCGGGGAGAGCAUCCGCUGCAUGGAGCUCUACGACGUCUUCCCCAGGACCAUCAGCGGCGUCUGGCAGCCCUUCGUCACCGUGGCCCCCCUGGGGAGCCCGCUGGACGGACAGGUGGUGCUACACGAGGAGCAGAGUAACACGGUGCUCCACCUGGACAUGGGGACGGGGGCCGUCCGCAGGCUGGUCUUGUCUCCAGACACUGAUCAGACCUCCUCCAAGGCCUCCGGCUGGUGGAGCAGCAAAGAUCAGCAGGGGGGCCAUAAGAUGUGUCGCGACUUUUCCCACAAAAACUGGCUGCUCUUCUAUAAGGAGGACGGGAACCAGCUGGAGGUGCUGGACGUGCUGGAGGGCCAGGUUCACUCCAUCUCCCUGCCAAUCAAUUUGAAGUCGGUCUUCCUGGUUGCGGAGGACAGGUGGCUUCUUCUGGAGAGCAACACCAACAAGAAGUUCCUGCUGACCAAACCCAUGCACACGGCAGCGGAAGAUUCAGGCGUCUGUCAGCUUCACAGCAUCAGCGAGGACCCGGUCAGCGCUGGUCAUGGAGCCGCUUCUGCCGAGGCUGUCGUGCCUCAGAUGCUGUCCAACGAGCAGCUGCCCAAUGAGAACCUCAGCGCCGCUCUGGAGCAGAAGAUCGUCUCCCCAAACCGCCUGCUGGCCGACAGCAGCUGCUUUGCACAGAUCAUCGUGGGAUUCCCGGACCUAAUGUCCCCUAACGAGGUGUACACCUUUAAGAGGCCCGUCGACCUGUCGGCCGUGAAGAGCAGCGGCAGCGGGUCUCAUACGUUCUUCAGAGGCGCGCUGCGGAGCGGCACGGCCAAACGGGAGAACUGCAUCGCCCUGCUGUCGGCCAAUCAGGUGGUCCGAGCCAUUCCGCCCUCACAGGUUCCCCUGGGCGACGUCUACCCGAAAGAUGUGACUCCUCCACUGGCAGCGGCGUACCUGGAAGUGACCGAUCUGACCUCCAAAAAGCUCAAAUACAUCCCAGUUCCAAGGUCGAUGACCGUGUCGCCCUACACCAACUGGCUGUCCAAGGUCUCUGACUGUGACGUGCUGGUAGCGGCUCUGGGCUCCGGAGGCGUGGUCACAGUGGACAUGGGGGGCUACGUCCGGCAGUGGGAGACGGGACUGGACACCUUGCAGCGCUCGCUGAUGGAAUGGAGGAACAUGAUCGGCUCUGAGGACGGCAGACCCAUUCAGAUCACCAUCCAGAGGGACAGCGGCCUGGACGUUUCUGCACCAAAACACGGCAAGCUGGACCCCAGCAACGCUCCCCAUGUGGGGGGCAACCAGUGGGCCGGAGGCACAGGUGGCAGAGACACCGCAGGCCUGGGAGGCAAAGGGGGGCCGUACCGCCUGGAUGCCGGACACAAGGUCUACCAGGUCUCCCAGGCUGAGAAGGACGCCGUUCCAGAGGAGGUCCGCCAGGCGGCGCGGGAGAUGGCUGAGAAGGCUUUCAAGGAAAGGCUGAAGGAGAUCGAUAUGAGCGAGUACGACGCUUCUACCUAUGAGCGCUUCUCUAACGCGGUGAGGAGGCAGGUUCAGUCGCUGCGGAUUAUCCUGGACAGCCUGCAGGUCAGUGUCCCCGUUCUUUAUGCUCGCCUCUGCUUCCCUUCUAGCAGACUCUUUGAUCCUGCUGUUUCAGAGUUCUUUGUUGCCUCCAGCGGCCUGCCGAUGACCAUCGAUGACCUAAAAACCUGCUCAGAAUGCAGGAGGACGCCACCUUUGACCCGGGGGCUUUUCUCUCACUGUAAAAAUGAUGAUGAUGAUGAUGAUGAUGAUGAUGAUUACAUUGAGGCCAGCAGACAGGACGCCAUGAGCUGCUUUAUGGUUCCUGACGUCCGUUUUUCUGAUCCUCUCACUAUGAUCUCCUCUCAGUACGACAUCGUGGGCCACUCAGGCGACGGCUGCGACAUCGAGCUGGUCCCAGCCGACAAAACGCCCAAGAACGACAAGCAGAGGCUGAAGGUCCUGAAGACCAUGCACGCCCACGCUCAGUUCUGCAUGAGUGGCGACUACACGCUGGAGGCCACAGAGGCCAGCAUCACGGAGCUGGCCAGAGAAGAGGCGGACGAGCACUUCGUGGUGGUGCUCAGCGACGCCAACCUGGAGCGCUACGGGAUCAGGCCGGAGCGAUUCGCCCAGGCGCUGACCUCCGACCCGCAGGUCAACGCCUUCGCCAUCUUUAUCGGGUCCCUUGGAGACCAGGCUGAAAGACUCCAGAGGACGCUUCCAGCCGGCAGGUCCUUCGUCGCCAUGGACACCAAGCAGAUCCCCCAGAUUCUGCAGCAGAUCUUCACGUCCACCAUGCUGUCCAGCGCCUGACGGGACCCGUCUCAGAUUCGCCAACAGAGAGGAGUUUGUGUGACUGAGGCCGACGGGAUGACCCCGCGAUGACAUCACAGCUGCUGGAACGGUGUUUCUGUCCAGACGCACACCGAGGCGUCCCUCCUAUUCUGGGCUGCGGCGUCUCAAAGGGAAGGCAGAGGACAAAGCCGAGCUUGUUUUAGAUUUCCUCCU
This is a messenger RNA of Cyprinodon variegatus (sheepshead minnow), 5718 nucleotides long. It is a transcript of the gene vwa8, whose product is annotated as von Willebrand factor A domain containing 8. The coding region runs from base 1 to 5523 and encodes 1840 amino acids. The record is from RefSeq and is a predicted model, not a curated record. Gene Ontology annotation, molecular function: ATP hydrolysis activity; ATP binding. Gene Ontology annotation, cellular component: cytoplasm. The transcript has 44 exons. NCBI's taxonomy places the organism in Eukaryota, Metazoa, Chordata, Actinopteri, Cyprinodontiformes, Cyprinodontidae.